ACCGAGGAGUCCAGGCCGCAGCCUCCUCUCCGGGGACCCGGGGGCUUCUCAGACAUGGACAAAAGUGAGGAGUUUCGGAAGCUAGCGGGUCGUGCCCUCGGGAAGCUGCACCGCCUGCUGGAGAAGCGGCAGGAAGGUGCGGAGACGCUAGAGCUAAGUGCUGACGGGCGCCCCGUGACGACGCAGACCCGGGACCCGCCGGUUGUGGACUGCACCUGCUUCGGCCUCCCUCGCCGGUACAUUAUCGCCAUCAUGAGUGGUCUGGGCUUCUGCAUCAGCUUUGGCAUCCGCUGCAACCUGGGCGUGGCCAUCGUCUCCAUGGUCAACAACAGCACGACCCACCGCGGGGGCCACGUGGAAGUGCCCCGCCCCUUCCGAACGCUGACGGAGCAGCCCCGCCCAUCUCCACCUCCUGGAGACAUUCACUGGGGCGAGGAAAAAGCCCAGUUCACCUGGGAUCCAGAGACUGUCGGCCUCAUACACGGCUCCUUUUUCUGGGGCUACAUAGUCACUCAGAUUCCUGGAGGAUUCAUCUGCCAAAAAUUCGCAGCCAACAGGGUUUUCGGGUUUGCUAUUGUGGCUACAUCCACUUUAAACAUGCUGAUCCCCUCGGCUGCUCGCAUCCACUAUGGCUGUGUCAUCUUCGUGAGGAUCCUGCAGGGGUUGGUAGAGGGGGUCACAUACCCCGCCUGCCACGGGAUCUGGAGCAAAUGGGCCCCACCUUUGGAACGGAGUCGCCUGGCGACGACAGCCUUUUGCGGUUCCUAUGCUGGGGCGGUGGUCGCGAUGCCCCUCGCCGGGGUCCUGGUGCAGUACUCGGGAUGGAGCUCAGUUUUCUACGUCUACGGCAGCUUCGGGAUCUUCUGGUACCUGUUCUGGCUGCUGGUCUCCUACGAGUCCCCGGCGCUGCACCCCAGCAUCUCGGAGGAGGAGCGCAAGUACAUCGAGGACGCCAUCGGCGAGAGUGCCAAACUCAUGAACCCCGUCACGAAGUUUAACACACCCUGGCGGCGCUUCUUCACGUCCAUGCCGGUCUACGCCAUCAUCGUGCGGCGUCCGCCGACACUCGGGGAACCGGCCCUCCUAGGCUUUGGCAUGGAAGCCACGCUGCUGCUGGUGGUCGGCUACUCGCACUCCAAGGGCGUGGCCAUCUCCUUCCUGGUCCUAGCCGUGGGCUUCAGCGGCUUCGCCAUCUCUGGGUUCAACGUGAACCACCUGGACAUCGCUCCCCGCUACGCCAGCAUCCUCAUGGGCAUCUCCAACGGCGUGGGCACGUUGUCGGGCAUGGUGUGUCCCAUCAUCGUGGGCGCCAUGACUAAGCACAAGACUCGGGAGGAGUGGCAGUACGUGUUCCUAAUUGCGUCCCUGGUGCACUACGGAGGCGUCAUCUUCUACGGGGUCUUCGCUUCCGGAGAGAAGCAGCCGUGGGCAGAGCCUGAGGAAAUGAGCGAAGAGAAGUGUGGCUUUGUCGGCCAUGACCAGCUGGCGGGCAGUGAUGAAAGCGACAUGGAGGAUGAGGCUGAGCCCCCCGGGGCACCCCCUGCGCCUCCUCCCUCCUAUGGGGCCACGCACAGCACAGUUCAGCCCCCGAGACCCCCACCCCCUGUCCGGGACUACUGACCGUGUGCCUCCCACUGAAUGGCAGUUUCCAGGACCUCCGCUCCACACGUCUCUGGCCUGAGCGACAGUGUCAAGGAGCUCCGGCUCCUCUCUGUCCUACCUCAGGCCCAGCGAGUACUCUCCCUCGUUCCCAGUUGCUGUCAAAUCCUCUUUCCUUCCCAAUUGCCUUUCAGGGGUAGUGGAGCUGCAGACUGGCAGUUUCAAGGAUACCCACAGAUUCCCUUACAGGUUCCCUUCUUCACUCGUUCUGCCUCAGUGGUUUCAAAUCUCUCCUUUCAGGGCUUUGUUUGAAUGGACCGUUCGACCUCUUACUCUCUCUUGUGGUUUUGAGGCACCCCCCCCCUCCUUUCCUUUAUCCCCAGGGGCUCUCAGGCUAACCCCUGAGAUUCCUCAGCCCCUCUCCCCUUUCAGAAAAGUUCAUGGUUUCAAAUCCUCCCCAUCUAGUCUGCAUUUCCCAGGUUGGUUUAACCAGCCACUCAUCCCCGCCAUUCCAGGGAUUGAUUCUCACCAGCGUUUCGGAGGGAAAAUGGCGGUUUCAAGUCCCCCCCUUCCCAACUAACCUCUUCCCUUCCGGCAAAUUCUGCUGAACAAUUCCCCAAGGCCUCCCUAGCUUAGCAGAACGUCUAGGGAAAUAACCAAAAUGGCAGUUUUAACAAGAUGCCUCUCUCCACCCCCAUGCACUUUUUCUGACAUGGUUUUCAGGUUUAAAUAGUGGAUGCUCAAGUCCAUUAACUCAAUGAUUUGAAGCCACCACCAUUGAACUUCCCCAUGGUGGUUUCAAGAUGCGCCCUUCCCCCCAAUUCCUUGCACUUUAUUCUCCUGGGUAGUUUCAAACUACCCUCAGUUUCUCAGUGGCCAUUUGUUGUGUCCCUCAGGGGCUAAAUGACUCAAAAUCUGGGAUCCUUCCCCUCUCAGACACCCCUCUUUCAGCUUAGAAUUUGGGGGAUAUAUAUAGGAGAAGUCACAGAAUCCCAAAAAAGGGAACGGGGCUGGGGGAGAGCGGUGUUUUUUUCCCGGGGCAGGGUUGUGUCUUUGUGUCUCUGUCUCUGUGACUGUAAAUCCUGCCCUGCCCCACUCCCAAUAAAAUGCUUUGGUGUACAGA
Molecule: messenger RNA, 2722 nt
Organism: Carlito syrichta (Philippine tarsier)
Lineage: Eukaryota; Metazoa; Chordata; Mammalia; Primates; Tarsiidae
Gene: SLC17A7
Product: solute carrier family 17 member 7
Exons: 14
Biological process (GO): transmembrane transport; neurotransmitter loading into synaptic vesicle; monoatomic anion transport
Cellular component (GO): synaptic vesicle membrane; excitatory synapse
Molecular function (GO): L-glutamate transmembrane transporter activity; neurotransmitter transmembrane transporter activity
Source: RefSeq, a predicted model, not a curated record